AUGACUCCUGAAAAAAUAAAAUUUUCUGAUCUGACAUGCGGGCGACUAGAAGGCAGAUCGCCGCAGGGCAAACUGCGGCGCAACAAGCGCGACCUCGACAGGUUGUCAGUAACCGCCCAGUACGGAGGAAACCGUGGGCAUCGGGGCCACCGCGGCGGCCAGGGCCGGGGAGGCCGGGGCCAGCACCGCGGCCGGGGGCAUGGACAUGGCCAUGGUGGACGGGGCGGCGCUUACCGCGGCCCGGCGCACACCGUCGGACCUCGCCUGGCUGAAGCGGACGUCGGAAUCACGGAGUUCAUCAGCCAGCACGAAGGAUUUUCGGCUGUCAUGAAGCACAGAUUCUCUGAUUUUCAAGUGAAUGAAAUUGACAGCGAAGGCAACAUUGUGAAACUGACAUCCUUGGAGACACCAGUCGAAGGACAUGAAACUGCUGCGCCAGUGGAACGGCAUGAACUCAUACCACAAGAUAUUUGGGACAGAAUUAGUGUCAUGGUCAAGAAAUUCAAAGCCAGAGAAUACAAGAAAUGGGACCCAACAGCCUCUGAUGCUUCCUCAAGUAAAACUGUAAGAGCCAGUAGGAAACCUGACGAGCCUGCAGUUGAUGGAAAACCAUCUGAUCAACAUGAAAAAGUACUUGAUAACGAGCCUGAAUGUUCAUCAGUUGUAGAGACAGUUUCACCAUCUAAAAACGAAUUGGAUCUAUCCAAGGACAAACCCUGUUUGCCUGCUGAUUCAAAUCCGGAUCCUGGUGCAAGCAACUCCUCAGCAAUCAGAGAGGCCCGUCCGUGUGUUGAAUUUGAUGUUACUGCCCUGGACAAAGAUGGUAGACGUUCAGUUCAUACUUGUGUAAAAUCAGCUUUCAAAGAGAUAAACAGUAAUACUAAGGAAGUGGAUGGGAAAAAGUUUGUUAUCUUUACUGUGGGGAAAGGUGAGAAGGGGCAGAAUAGGGGAAAAUGGCCCUCAUCUCGAAAUGGAGAAUAUCUACAUUUUGUGGUUCACAAAAGAAACAUGGACACCACUGAGACCGUAAAUGUCAUGUCUCAAAAUCUCUGGGUGAAGGCCGGUGCUAUAACUUUUGCAGGCACAAAGGACAAACGUGGAAUCACAAGCCAACUUAUGUCCAUCAGACGAGGAGAGCCUCACCGUCUCUACAAAAUAAGCAAAGGCAUUCAUAAUGCGUACUUCGGAAAUUAUUGUUUUAAAGAAAAACCAUUGCGUUUAGGUGAUUUAAAAGGGAAUCAAUUCCGCAUUGUCCUAAGGCAUGUGGAUGGAUCUGAAGAACAAAUAAAAUCCGGGCUAGAGUCUUUGAAGAAAAAUGGUUUUAUUAAUUAUUAUGGUUUGCAAAGAUUUGGAACCAACAAGGCUGUUCCAACUCACAGAGUAGGGAAAGCUCUCCUUCUUGGAGAUUGGCAGAAGGCCAUUGAUCUAAUACUAGAACCUCGUGAAGGUAAUCCAAGCCUCAAAGUUGCAUUGGAGGAGUGGAAGUCAAGUAAAAAUGCUUCAGCUGCUCUGGAAAAAUUAGAUGGUCAAUCAUCAUGUCUAGAAAUCCUUCUGUUAAGAGGUCUCAUGAAGUAUGGGCCUAAAGAUUUUGUCAAUGCUUUGACAAUGAUUCCUUUGAAUACUCGUCUUAUGUACCUACAUUCAUAUCAAAGCUUGAUAUGGAAUAAAGGUGUAUCGUUCCGUCUAAGAGAAUUUGGCUUAAAACCAGUUGUAGGAGAUCUGGUGGUAGUAAAAUGGGAAAAAGAUGCCAAUGAGGACUCCAAUAGCAAUACAGAGAAUAGUGCCCCAUUAGAUUCUGAAGUGGCUGUUGCAGAAAGUGCUACAAGACAAGAAGUUAAGUGUAUAACUGAAGAAGACCUUAAUAACUAUAAAAUUACAGACAUUGUGUUGCCUCUUCCGGGGUAUGAUGUUGUGUACCCUAACAAUAGCGUGGGAAGUUAUAUGAAGGAUUUAUUGAAAGAUGACGGGCUGACAUCAGAAUCAAUGCAUCAACAAGUAAGGCAAUACUCAGUGAGGGGAACAUAUCGCCCAAUAAUCGCUCCAGUUGAUAAGUUAUCUUGGAAAAUUGUUCAUUACAAUGAUACUGAAGCAGAUUUCAUAGCAUCAGACUAUGAUGAAAUGAUGAAAGGAAGACAAUUUGCAAAAGAUAUCCCUGAUGGUAAACACAAGGCUCUUAUCAUCACCAUGUGCUUGGAGCCAUCAACUUAUGCCACAAUGGCUAUUAGGGAAGUUACAAAGAAAGAUACAUCAGCAGUGAUUCAAGCAUCAAUGUCUGCAGCACACUCUAUCAAGAAGGAAGAUGUCAGUGUAGUGAAGGUAGAAACUGUAAGUGAUUCAAAAGGGGAACCUGUCAGUGGUGUGGGAGAAGUCCCUGCCAGAGAUUUGAAAGAAGAGCCCACCAGUGAUUCAAAUGACGAACCUACUAGUGAUUCUAAAGAAGAACCUGCCAGUGAUGUUAAAGAAGAACCCAUGGUAGCAGAAAGUGUUAGCAUGGAAGUGAAUGGCAGUGAGGAUAGCACAGCAGUUUCAAUUGAGCAAAAUAGUAGUCUCAAGAGAAAAGGUGAUAAUAUUUCUGAAGAGACAGUUCCAGAGAAGAAACCUAAAGAGAAUUAAAUAUUUCUCAAAUAUGUUAAGCGGCAUUAAGUCUUUCAAAAUUUGACUUUGUAUACUUCUGACGAUUGCGCUGAAACCUUCAUAAUAAAUUCGCUGUGACUCAUUUUUUUUUUUUUUUAGAUCUUUCAAAUUGAUUUGUCUUGUUGUUUUUUCAGUGGACUUUAAAUAGUAUAUUUGACAAAAGUUGAAUAGCCAAGUUUAUUUUUUAGAAAAAUUAACAAUGAAUUUAAACUAAUAAAUAAUAAAUCUAAUUUAAGUGGAGAAGCCCAUGGCUACGAAAA
Thrips palmi is the source of this 2894-nucleotide messenger RNA. It is a transcript of the gene Pus7, whose product is annotated as pseudouridylate synthase 7 homolog. NCBI's taxonomy places the organism in Eukaryota, Metazoa, Arthropoda, Insecta, Thysanoptera, Thripidae. Gene Ontology annotation, cellular component: nucleus. Gene Ontology annotation, molecular function: pseudouridine synthase activity; RNA binding. The record is from RefSeq and is a predicted model, not a curated record. Gene Ontology annotation, biological process: pseudouridine synthesis.